UAAUCAAUCUACCAACACAAACCACAGGUCCACUACGCCAACCAGCAUUCCAUCCCCUACAUUGCGCGAGCCGGCGGUCACGGUGCAACCCAUGCUCUCGGGCAAGCAAAAAAUGCGACCCAGAUUGAUUUUCGCUCGACGAACCACAUCACACUGGCAGAAGACAGACAGACAGGUAUGAUUGGCGGGGGUGCAAAUGCGAAAGAAGUCAUAGAUGCUCUUACGCGUUUAAGAAAACGAACAGGAGGCGGUCAUGGUUGGCUUCAAGGCCAAUACGGACUCAUGGCCGACCAGGUAAUCUCUGCUCGUCUCUUGCUUCCUCCUGGCGAACUGGUUACUGUAUCUCAAAAGUCUCAUCCGGAUUUGUUUUGGGCCAUUAGAGGCGCGGGACAUAAUUUCGGGCUGGUGGUGGAGUGGGAAUAUCGUGUUUCUGAUGAUCAUGCUCCGCUGUGGUCUUAUGAAAUCUUUGUUUAUUCGGGGGAUAAACUUGAAGCUCUCUAUGAGGAGACGAAUAGAUUGUUGCGAGAUCAGCCAGCGGAGCUGGUUCAUUGGGGAUACAUUAUUAAAGUUGCAGAGAUUGAUCCAGAUCAUCCAGUACUGUGGUUCGGAAUCAUCAACAACGGUUCUCCCGAUAUAGCCAACACAUAUGCCAAACCAUUCCAUGAAAUCGGACCACUAAGUGUACAGACGGGUCAGGGAUCCCUACAUGAUCUUGCCGUCGUCACCUUUCAAGACGCAGAUGGUCCAGGAUGCGCUUACGGAAUGACAUCUCUCCGCUACCCCAUCGGAUUGAAAUCAUACAAUGUGAUGGGCGUCAGAAAGGUAUACAACGAGACCGACUCAACAUUACGCAAAGUUCCAGAGAUAGCUGGUUCAUUUUUCUUGCUCGAAGGCUACUCGACUCAACCGGUUAAAGCCAUCGAUGCAGCAAGUACGACAUUUCCGCACCAAGAUGAUAAUAUCGUGGUUACAUCGUACGUCAUGUAUGCGCCUGACUCGAACAUCGACCCGGUAGCAAAGGAAUUUGGUGAAAAGCUUCGGAAAUACUUGCUAGAUGGAAGUGAGGAUCCAGAACAUCUCCACGCCUACGUCAACUAUGCCGAUGGCGAUGAGUCUCUACAGGCGAUCUAUGGGUGGGAGACAUGGAGAUGGGAGAAAUUGAAGAAACUCAAAGCUCAGUGGGAACCUAAGAAUACCAUGCGGUAUCAUGUUCCUAUUGAACAGAACAUCAACUAGUUCUUACAAGUACCU
Messenger RNA from Botrytis porri, 1251 nucleotides. RefSeq lists its product as uncharacterized. The transcript has 3 exons. Bases 178 to 1236 code for a protein of 352 amino acids. NCBI's taxonomy places the organism in Eukaryota, Fungi, Ascomycota, Leotiomycetes, Helotiales, Sclerotiniaceae. Gene Ontology annotation, molecular function: flavin adenine dinucleotide binding; oxidoreductase activity. The record is from RefSeq and is a predicted model, not a curated record.